AUCUUGAUUAAAAAGGGAAACUACCACAAAAUUAAAAAAGAAAAAGUAGAGUGACUAACUCAUGUGCCAUGGACUAUGCCAAUCCAAGAUUCCAAUUAUACGGCUAUCUAGAAAGUGGGAAUAGAAUAAAAGUGAAAUAUAUUUUGUAAUAUACUAAUGUUCAAUUAAAAAUUACUACUUAAAUAAAAUUUCUCUAUACAAAGAUAGAAACAAUGAAAAAGACCAUGAGGAGACAAUGUUGACAUUUCCCAAAGGCUCAUCCUAAUUGGUCUGCCCUAACAGCCAUGUACCACCUCUUUAAUUGAUUCCCAAAAUUUCUCAUAGACUUUGUCCCGCAAACAAACAAAAAACUAAGCCAAACUUUGGACCAGACAUUAAAGUGUUGUUAGGCAAUGAUGCCGAUUUUUUUUUGUUUUAUAUUUUAUGUUUUUAAAAAAUUUUGUUUUAUUUUAUUUUUGUUAAUUUGUUGAAAUUGAAAGCAUUUUUGAAAGUUCUGACGUUCCCAUAGAUUUUGUCCCACAAACAGAUAAAACCGAAGCAAACUAACACUGUCUGUCAGAAAACCAAUCAAAUCCCUCCACGUCAUCUUCCUCUUCGUUUAACCUUAAAGUCUUCUCUCUUCUGCUUUUUUUUUUUUUUUUUGUCAAAAAAACAAUGUCUAAGUGUUUCAGCCUCACUGCAACGCGGGACUGGUGCUACCGUCGCAGCUUCUCCAACGCUGGUCUCCGCUCAACAACGAUGGACCUCGGAGACGGCACCGUCAUGCACGUUUGGACCCCCAAAACCCAUAUCCAAUCCAAGCCCACGUUAGUCCUCAUCCACGGCAUAGGCGCCAACGCAAUGUGGCAAUGGAACGAUUUCAUUUCACCUCUCAUGUCCCGCUUCAACGUCUACGUCCCGGACCUCCUCUUCUUCGGCGACUCCUACACGACCCGAUCAGAACGGUCGGAGCAGUUCCAGGCCCAGUGUGUCAUGCGGGUCAUGGAGGCCCACGGGGUUACAGUUAUGAACGUUGUUGGGCUUAGUUAUGGUGGCUUUGUUGGUUAUAGUAUGGCAGCGCAGUUUAAGGAGAGAGUUGAGAAGUUGGUGCUAGGUUGCGCUGGGGUGUGUUUGGAAGAGAAAGAUAUGGAGGAAGGGAUCUUCAAAGUGAAGAGUGUGGAUGAGGCUAUUAGUAUUUUGUUGCCCCAAACGCCGGAUAAGAUAAGGGAGUUGAUGAAGAUUUCGUUUUAUAAGCCUGCUAAAGGACUUCCUUCUUGUUUUCUAAACGAUUUCAUCCAUGUAAUGUGCACAGAAAACCUUCAAGAGAGAAAAGAAUUGAUCCAUGCAUUACACAAGGACAGAAACCUGUCGGAUCUUCCAAAGAUCACCCAGCCAACACUAAUAAUCUGGGGAGAAUAUGACCAAAUAUUCCCUUUGGAAUUGGGACACAGAUUGAAAAGGCAUCUGGGAGACAAUGCAGAACUAGUGAUCAUAAAGAACGCAGGGCAUGCCAUCAAUGUAGAGAAACCAAAAGAACUAUACAAGCACUUCAAAUCUUUCCUUAUUGAUCUGCUCCUGCCUGCUAAACCGGGAAACUAUAUCAAUGGCGGAAAAACAGAUUGAAAGUUAAAUCACAUGCAAUCCUUCCCGACCAUUCAUAUUCAGAUGAAGACACUUGUUACAUAGAUUAAGCAUGCUUCUAGCAUUUGGAAUUUAUGUAUGAAUUCUCAAGCACAAUGGCAUUAAAGUUGCAGAAGAAAAUUUCAAAGAAUCAAAAGUAGAUUUGGCCGGUGACAUUGGUUUCCUUUUACUUCUCUGCAAAUGCCUAAUACCAGCAACUUGAAAAGUAUGAACUGGGAAGUUGUUUUUAGAACAGGACAUGACAUUUGAAGCUUGUUUUAGACAUUUAAUCUGUAGAACUCUUAGAUUCUUGCUCCAAAAUGAUUGUUCAUCUUUAUAUCAUCAACUUUUAUCCCUGCUAAAUUCAUUCAAGUUUUUAAUAGUCAUCUAUGUCUAUGUAUAUUAUUAAUUUUGUCAAUUUUCUUAGAUCUCU
Molecule: messenger RNA, 2032 nt
Organism: Durio zibethinus
Lineage: Eukaryota; Viridiplantae; Streptophyta; Magnoliopsida; Malvales; Malvaceae
Molecular function (GO): catalytic activity
Source: RefSeq, a predicted model, not a curated record